GUGCGGUGAAUCACAGAAACAAACAGUCUUCGAUUGUGUUUUUUUUUUGUUUUUUGCAUACCACCCCAUCAAGGAGAAAGUUCUGCCCAAGGCAACGGGCUGUCGAUUUCGCUUUGUCGGUGAUCAAAUAAAUACUCUCGCGCGUCACGUCCUGCCACCGUUGCGUGAAGCAGAUGGGACUUUUUGCGGUCAUUGCCUGAAAGUCCGGCUGUUAAACACACAAACCCAACGUGAGGGGGUAGAAAGUGAAGAGCAAACUUUUUUCGUGUUUUUUGUUUAUUUGGUAUUUUACAUCGUGAAAAAGCAACACCAACAGUGAAAAUGGUGUCCUUCUCGCAGAUCGUGGCGAUGUUGACCAUCGUCGUCGUAGCGCUGUUAACGCCAACCUGCUGGACACUGCCCAAGCAGCGUUACUCGCGUGAUGGAGGUGAACCGCGCAGUCUCGUCGGCGUCUCCACUAACAUCAUCACGAGCAGCCUUCUCAAGGGUUCAGCGGAAUCCAACGGAAAUCAUGUGUUUUCUCCGAUCGGUUUCUCCUCGAUACUGACCAUGAUCAGUGAGGGUGCCGAGGGACAGACACUGAAGGAGCUGUACGAUGUCUUCAAAUUCCCCACCGAUCGAGAUCUAGUUCGCCGAGCGUACGACGAGUCUCUGAAGCGGCUGAGUGGCCAGAAUCCUGCCAACGAGCCACAGUUUAAGACCUGGUUUUACAUCUACAAGAACAACUCCGUCCAUCAGGCGUAUAAGGAUGUACUGGAGCGUAGCUACGGUGUUGAGGUGCGCGAUAUCGAGCGUAACGAUUACGAUUUCGACGAGCCGAAAACGUCCCUGGAACCGGUGGUGGCUGAUGUAGAAGAAGUAAUUGAGGAAGAGAUCACGGAGGAGAAUAACAAUCUGGGCGGAGACAAUCGAAUCAUGGAGCAGGAGGGUGGCAACAGUAACAACAGCAAGGACAUUGUGGACUUUGAGGUGCUAAAGAUCAAAUCGGCACUGCCGAUUGGUGAUGCCAAGGAUGAUGUACGGAUUGACACAGGCAUUACUACCAAUUACGAUGAGAUUGAGGAUGAGAACCCCAAGUUCGACAAGAACAUUGACGAUAAGGAGUAUGUCGACCCAACGAAGAUUAAGGCUGAGCUGGCGAAGAAGAAAAUGGAUGCCAUGAAUGAAGUGCUCGAGCAAGGAGAAACAAACACCAAGGAUAAAGCCAUGGCCACCGACUCCGACAAUCAGGAGCACGCGAAACUUUCACUGCCAUUGAAAAAGAUUGGCGCUGAAAGCGAUGAACUAGAGAUUAUGCAGCUCUCCGAUAGCAAUGUGUCCACACGCAAGUUCAAACUAGGUAGGUCUUUCCUGACCGGCGAUAUUGCAUCGGCACUCAGUGGUAAUUCGUUGGUUGGGCGAAAGCUCAACGCCAAGCAGGACGAUCCGCAGCCAAACGAAUCCAAAAUGCUUCUCUUUAAUGGGCUCUACUAUCGGGGUGCAUGGGCAACACCAUUCCAGCAACUACGAACGGAAGAAAGCAUGUUCUUCACCAACACCGAAGAAAAGCCCGUCAUGAUGAUGCGAUCGCAAGGAAUGUUCGGAAUUGGCAAGGAUGAUCAGCUAGAUGCCAAGUUCUUGGAGCUACCGUAUAAUAACUCCCGCUACUCGCUGCUGCUGAUGGUACCAAACAGCAAAGAUGGUCUGAAGGAGCUGAUCAAAAACUUCAAUCCGGACACGCUGAGCACGGUCCAAAAAUCGUUAGUUCAAAUGCCAGCGCAGAUCUGCAUUCCAAAGUUCCGGAUUGACACCACCAGCCGGGCCGAGAAACCGUUGGCGAAGCUUGGAUUGAUCACCAUGUUUACCUCGAAGGCCGAUCUGAGCGGUAUCACGGAUGAGCAGAAAAUCCACGUCGACGAGCUGGUGCAGCAUGUCUCAAUCCGCGUCGACGAGGGCUCUAGCAGCGAGAACGCACUUUCUGCCACGAAUACCAUCGAAGCGAAAACGUUGGAAAACGAUCGCGAACAGUUCCUUGCGGACAAACCGUUCCUGUUCUUCGUGCGCGACAUCGUGGACGAUAUCGUGAUCGUGGCCGGCAAAAUCACGGAUGUUCCGUACGCGGAGUGAACAAACCCAACGAUGCGUCAAGCAUACGUACACCUUUAACUGUUAAGCAUAGCCUGUAGUGUUUGGAAGCAAGCAGAUGUUACAUACGUAGUCAUAGCACGAGAUAGAGUUCAGAUUCUGUCCGCAUUUUACUGAUCCGUUCCAGACCGGAUUCAAACCCCGUAAUGUGCUAGUCGCAUACCUGUCGAUAUGGGUAUGCGAUGACGAAGAGCUAAAGAGCUUAUAUUGAGCUCGGCAGCUCUCGGUGAAGCUCCAUCCAGGAAUGCUUGAUUUCAGGCAACGGACCCAAAUUGCCCCGAACGUUACCUGUAGUUGCUCUUCUUCCGCUGGCGUUGACUACGAAUCUUUAAAUCAACUAUCUAGAACCGCUUGUGAUGGGCGUGUUCCCUUCUAAACCAAGAGUGGAAGGAUUUACUCUUCAUCCUUUUUUACGCCUUCACGUCUUUACUCUACUCCGAAUCUCUUCUAAUGGAACAGUUAAUUCAAGGUUCCACUAGAUGACGAUCGACGACAGUGCCGACGUAGUCGAACAAACGUAACCCAGCAGCACCGAAGACAUUUGGCCAACUAAAAACACGAAUCAGAUGAUGCUUUCGGGCGAACGGUCUCGUUCUGAAAUAUGAUACGAAGAGGUAUUUCAAAAUUGUAGAUCACCAGCUUUAUCGCUCGAGAGACAUCAUCUUUUGGUUCGGUCAGAUUGAGAAACUACAGAGCAAAGCGGAAAUCAACGCUUAACACCUGCCUGGCAUGCGAAACAUGGGAACAUGGGACUCGCCAACAUGGGAACCGGAAUGGGCGGUGCUACUAUGUAGAACGCACCUAGAACGUAACAGACUGCUAGGUAAUGCUACGGAUUAUUUAUGAUUCUUUAUUGUAAACGAAGGAUAAUUUUUACUCGUACCGUAA
This is a messenger RNA of Anopheles aquasalis, 3012 nucleotides long. It is a transcript of the gene Spn100A, whose product is annotated as Serpin 100A. NCBI's taxonomy places the organism in Eukaryota, Metazoa, Arthropoda, Insecta, Diptera, Culicidae. Gene Ontology annotation, molecular function: serine-type endopeptidase inhibitor activity. The record is from RefSeq and is a predicted model, not a curated record.